GAACCAGAUACGUCACUGGUGCUUACUGAUUACAGUUUCAGUUCCAAAGAUGAGAACUUUGAGCUCCCAAUUAUACUCCAAUGGUGGUCUCACUUGGUUCCAGAAGAAGAAUCAGAGCUCUCUGUUCAUCAAGCAUCUCAGAGUCUCUAAACCAUCGAGGGUUCAGCUCAUAUCUGCUGUUCAAUUCCGUCCGUGCAUCGAUAUUCAUAAGGGAAAAGUGAAACAGAUAGUUGGAUCCACACUUCGUGACUUGAAAGAGGAUGGUUCAGUUCUCGUUACGAAUUUUGAAUCGGAUAAGUCUGCGGAAGAGUAUGCAAAGAUGUACAAAGAAGAUGGGCUUACGGGUGGUCAUGUGAUAAUGCUUGGAGCAGACCCUUUAAGCCAAGCUGCAGCUAUUGGAGCAUUACAUGCUUAUCCUGGCGGUUUGCAAGUUGGAGGUGGAAUCAAUUCUGAGAAUUGCAUGAGUUAUAUUGAGGAGGGAGCAAGCCAUGUCAUUGUCACUUCGUAUGUAUUUAACAAUGGAAAGAUUGAUCUUGAAAGACUCAAAGAUAUUGUGAGCAUUGUUGGGAAACAAAGACUGAUAUUGGACCUUAGCUGCAGAAAGAAGGAUGGAAGAUACGCAAUUGUUACUGAUAGAUGGCAGAAGUUCAGCGACGUCAUCCUUGACGAGAAAUCAUUGGAGUUUCUUGGAGGAUUUUCAGAUGAGUUUCUGGUGCAUGGCGUAGACGUUGAAGGAAAGAAGCUAGGGAUCGAUGAAGAGCUUGUAGCAUUGCUUGGCAACUACUCUCCGAUUCCAGUAACUUAUGCGGGAGGUGUGACGGUAAUGGAUGAUGUAGAGAGGAUCAAGGACGCAGGAAAGGGACGUGUAGAUGUAACAGUGGGAAGUGCCUUAGACAUUUUCGGGGGAAAUCUUCCAUACAAAGACGUCGUCGCUUGGCAUCACAAGCAGCACUCACUCCAUUGAUAUCGCCAUUUUCACCUUUGCUCAUCUUUUUUAUUUGCAUUACCCCAAACCUUAAGCUUCAAUAUUUGCAACAUUAAUCUUCAGCUUUAAACUUUUGUGCUUCUUUCUAAACUCUUCAAGAAUUUGUCAAUUUUGAAUAUUUUUUCGAUUAAUCAAGUUUAUGGUUUGGUUUGACUACUACUCA
Molecule: messenger RNA, 1148 nt
Organism: Arabidopsis thaliana (thale cress)
Lineage: Eukaryota; Viridiplantae; Streptophyta; Magnoliopsida; Brassicales; Brassicaceae
Gene: APG10
Product: Aldolase-type TIM barrel family protein
Exons: 7
Coding region: 50-964 (304 amino acids)
Biological process (GO): L-histidine biosynthetic process
Cellular component (GO): chloroplast
Molecular function (GO): 1-(5-phosphoribosyl)-5-[(5-phosphoribosylamino)methylideneamino]imidazole-4-carboxamide isomerase activity
Source: RefSeq, marked reviewed